Molecule: messenger RNA, 1275 nt
Organism: Meloidogyne enterolobii
Lineage: Eukaryota; Metazoa; Nematoda; Chromadorea; Rhabditida; Meloidogynidae
Source: the annotation of a GenBank genome assembly
UUAGUGAAAAUGUCUUGUUCAGCAAUAUUUAUUCUAGAUCAGAAGGGAAAUGUAAUUAUGUCGCGAAAUUUUCGUGGAGAUAUAGAUGUUUCUGUUAUAGAGAAAUUUAUGCCGCUACUCGUUGAGCAAGAGGAUGAGGGGAGAGCUUCACCAAUUAUACAAAAUGGAGAACUUAGCUAUAUUUUUAUUAAACAUAUGAAUAUUUAUUUAGUUGCACUUUCUCAAAGAAAUCCAAAUGUGGCAAUGGUUCUUUCAUUUCUUUACAAAUGUGUUGAAACUUUUGUUUGUUAUUUUAAAGAUUUGGAAGAGGAAUCAGUUCGUGAUAAUUUUGUUGUUAUUUAUGAAUUAUUGGAUGAAAUGCUUGAUUUUGGUUAUCCACAGACAACAGAACCUCGAAUUCUUCAAGAAUAUAUAACACAAGAAACUCAACGACUGGAGAUUGCACCUCGUCCACCUAUGGCUGUUACAAAUGCCGUUUCUUGGCGUUCAGAGGGUAUAAAAUAUAGAAAGAAUGAAGUGUUUUUGGAUGUUAUUGAAUCUGUUAAUUUAUUGGCAAAUGCUAACGGAACUGUCCUUCGAAGUGAAAUUGUUGGGUCAAUUCGAAUGAGGGUUAUACUUUCUGGAAUGCCUGAAUUACGACUUGGAUUGAAUGAUAAAGUUUUGUUUCAGGCUGUUAGAAGUCGUGGUAAGGCAGUAGAGUUAGAAGAUGUCAAAUUCCAUCAAUGUGUCCGCUUAUCUCAUUUCGAAAGUGACCGAACAAUAUCUUUUAUUCCGCCAGAUGGAGAAUUUGAAUUAAUGAGUUAUCGACUAUCUAGUGCUCAAAUAAAACCUUUAAUUUGGGUACAAGUACAAAUGGAGAAACAUGCACAUUCUCGUGUUGAAUAUAUUGUGAAGGCAAAAUCCCAAUUUAAACGUCAAUCAAUUGCAAAUCAUGUUGAAAUUCAAAUUCCCGUUCAAAGCGAUGCCGAUUCCCCAAAAUUUAAAAGUAUUGUUGGAUCUUCCCGUUAUGCCCCAGAGAAUGGGGCAUUUAUUUGGACAAUAAGAAGUUUUCCUGGAGAUAGAGAAUAUUUAAUGAGAGCACAUUUUAGUCUUCCUUCUGUUGAAAAUGAUGAAAGUGAAGGGAAAGUACCUGUUUAUGUGAAAUUUGAAAUUCCUUAUUUUACUACAUCUGGUUUACAGGUUCGUUAUCUGAAAAUUAUUGAAAAAAGUGGGUACCAAGCACUUCCUUGGGUACGUUAUGUUACACAAAAUGGUGAUUACCAAAUUCGAACCUAG